Amphibalanus amphitrite is the source of this 2275-nucleotide messenger RNA. RefSeq names its product MAP7 domain-containing protein 1-like. NCBI's taxonomy places the organism in Eukaryota, Metazoa, Arthropoda, Thecostraca, Balanomorpha, Balanidae. The coding region runs from base 98 to 1921 and encodes 607 amino acids. The record is from RefSeq and is a predicted model, not a curated record. The transcript has 2 exons.
GUACGAGCCGGACUACAGCGCUGGUGGCGAGUACCCCAAGUACGGCGGUUCCUCGUCUCUGGGCGGCUAUCCGCCCCAGCACGGCCAGUACGGCCCCAUGUACCGUCCCGAGGAGACGCGGCGCGUCAACGGGCGCGGCUACCCUGCAGAGUACGACGAGUUCCACGGCGGCCCGGGCGGCCCCAAGGGCGCGCCGCCCGGCUACCGGGGCUACGACUCGGAGCGCGGCCGGUUCGACGGCGACCAGAGACCGCCGCCGCUCAUGAGCCGGCGUCCGCGCGGCGGCGGCGGCGGCGAGCCGUCCCUCCUGCAGCGCUACAGAGAGGAGGACCGUCUGCGCCGAGAGCGCGAGCGCGAGAACGAGCGACUGGGCCGCGAGCGCGACCUGCGCGCGCAGCUGGACGACCGCGGCCGCGCGCGGCGUGGGCUCGACGAGAGGAGGGUGGAAAUGCGCGGCCGCGACGGCCGGGACAGCCGCGACGUGCGAGAGCGAUCCGGUCAUUCCAGCGAGAGGAAACACGACCACGAGCGGCGGGCCGAGUCGGAGAAAACCAAACGGAAACACGAUAAGCACGACAAGCAUGAGAAGGCCGAGAAACACGAGAAGAAAGAAAAGGUCAAGAAGAAGCACAAGAAGGAGAAGGAAGAUGGCGAGGAACCAAAGAAGAAGAAGAAAGAGAAGGCCAAGAAGAAGAAGGUGAAGGCGGUGGCGUCCUCAGAGGCUGACGUGGAGCCGUCCAGUCAGGAGCCGAGCGCCGGCUCUCAGCCGGUGACGGAACCGCCGCCCAAGGCUGCCUCUCAGGAGCAGGAGCCGCGGCCGGCGUCCCCAGCUGCGGAGCCGGCCGCCGAGCCGGCUCCGGCAGUGUCGCCGGCGCCGCCCUCGCCGGAGCCGGCGGUGCCCGAGGUGGAUCUGCCGGCGCCCUCGCGCUGGGAGCAGGACGAUCUGUCGCCGGUGCGGUCGCGCGCGGCGCCGCCCGCCGAGACGGCCGCGCAGUGCCGCUCGGUGGUCAACAAGGAGACGCUGCAGCGCGCCGAACAGGCCGUGCGCGGCAACCGGCGCCGUGUGUACAUCGAGCCGCCGAGCCCGCCGCGGCCGGCCGAGUCCAGCCUGCAGGUGACCGUGCGCCGGCCGCCGCCGCUGCGCAGUGCCGUCGAGCGGCCCCGCUCCCGCAGUCAGGACCGCCAGCGGCGGCCGCCGCCGCCCGACCGGCGCAUGGAGGAACGCCGCGAGCGAGAGCGCCGCGAGCGGGAGGAGCGAGAACGCCGCGAACGAGAGGAACGCGAACGCCGCGUGCUGGAACUGGAGCGCGAGCGAGCCGCGGCCGAGAAACGACGACGGAAGGAGCUGGCGCGCGAAAAGAAGCGACGGGAGAGUCAGUCGGAGGAGCGCGAGCGGCGGCGGCGCCGCAAGAAGCGCCGCUCGGUGACAGAGAGCUCCAGCUCUGAGGAGGACGAGGAACCGGCACAGGCCACCAAGCCGCGCAGCAAGAAGGCCAAGUCCCCGGUGACCGCGCCCGACCCCGAGCCGGCGCCGCCGCGACCCGCCGUGGACCGCUCAAAGUCGUUCAUCGACGAGCAGCACUUCGAGCCGGACUUUGAGCCUGAUGAAGGAGAGGAAGUGCCCAAAAAGGAGAAGGAGGAGCCUCCGGCGCCGGUCGCUGAGCCUAAGCGGGCCGAGAAGGCCAAGAAGCGCUCCAAGAAGCCGGUGGAGAGCUCGGACGACUCUGACUCGGCCAGCUCCAGCGAGGACUCUGAGUCGAGCGCCGAGGUGACCAAGCGCAAACGGCGGAAGAAGAAGCGGCGCCGUGACUCUUCGGAUAGCUCCGACAGCGAGGUCGAGAAACGGAAGAAGAAGCGCAGCCACAAGAAGCGGGAGGAGAAGAAGCGCAAGGACAAAAAGAAGAAGCGCUCGCGAAAGUGAGCGCUGUCCGUGUGGUGUCGUUCCUAGCUGUGAUAGAGCUGGUGGAGCCGCGGGGGCGGCGCACCGCCCGCCCUAAUGAACUGUCGACCUAACGUGCCGUCUCGGCGCCUGAUGUGUGUGUAUAAUUGGGCAGAGUCCCCGCCCAGACAACUUUGUCGCGCGAUCCGGCACGCGGCGAUAUAGCAGUGCGCUCCGCUCGCCGCCGACCUCGGGUGGCCUGUGCGGGCGACCCGCAUCGGCCUGACGCUGCGACAAGGGACAUGGUCCUCAAGGCCAACCCAGUGUAAUGCACUAUGUUACGUGUGCUCAUUUGUCCAUUACCGCGUUUGGUAAUAAAUCGUAUGAGGGUGUUGA